AUGGCGGUUAGGGACAUAGGCACCGUCGCGGGCAUGCCUGCCGACUCGCCGCCCGUGCCCUAUGGCACGCUGUUGCGGCCGACGGAGGAGGGCCGAGUCGGGGAUCGAGCAGCUCACGCUGCUCGGUUCAUGGGGACGUACAGGGAGUUCAAGGACCACUGCCGCGACCUGCCGGGGCUGGUGUCUCCGCACUUGGCCCUCUGGGCAGAUGUGCCCAUGUACGGCUUCGGUGACGAGGAUUUUGACGUGCGCCUCGAGGCGUUCGAGCUGCUGUCCGCAGAAGGCGUGCCGUCGGUGGUCACCCAGGGCGGCGAGGUGCCCGCUGCACGGGGUCCUCCGAUCGAGAGGCGGCUGGACGAGAGCGCCAGCUUCUGCCUCGCGGCCCUGGCCGUCGGCCGCGCCCGUCGCCGCUCCGCGCCCGCGAGCUGCGCGAACGCUCCAGGGGGGUCAGGGGAUGGCGCGCAGAUUGUCCCAGCGACGGUGGCCGACUACAGCAGCUUCAGCAGGGGCGAUCUUCUACAACUGGUCAUCGCCAAGGGUGCACGAGUGUCCGGGCUAAACCACGAGAGGGAUCAAUUUCGGAAGUCCAAAUGGAAAGCGAUGAAACAGAAAAGGCAAUUGCAGAUUGAGAAUUCCCGGCUGAAAACAACCAUACAGGAUAUCGAGUCUUUGGUGAGCGUGCGCACUGGGGAGCAUGGGAAUGCGGAUAAGUACAAGGCAUACUGCGUGGCUAUCAACAGGAACGAGGGCUACGCUGGGGCAGCGGUAGCCGUCAAAAUGAUGGCUGGUGGCGAGGGCGUUUUGGGUGGGGGGCUGAAGGACAAGGGCAUCAUCAUAACUUACGAGCACAUGGCUGCUGCCAGCAAGAGGCUACGAUCAAACAUGUUCUUCGAUGCGCGUGUACUUUGCGACCUGCAGGAUGUGCGCGAAGGCACAGGCCAGGAGACAUACUCUUUGAUGCUCCGCGAGUUCGACUCGGUGGGCGCGCCUACUGGGGCCCAGCGACUUCGCGAGGCCAACGGGGCGAGCAUUACUUUCCUGGGCGCUGCAGUCGACAAAGGCGAGGGCGAGGAGCAGGAGUUCCGGCAGCAGCAGAGGAAUGCGAGGCGAAAUGCGCUGGGAUGUCUGGGCGACCAUCGUUUCGAACUUAAGGCAAGGGUGUCUUUUAACGUCAAGAGGCCUAUCCAGCAUUUCAUGAAUUGGGCUGACGGUAAGCAACUGGUUUUCAAUCAGCGCGUCAAGGCAUCCACGGUACGAGGCAGAGGCGAUGACGAUAGCGACAAGUCCGCUGACGAUUCCUGGGUGGAUAAGGAGAUGGAGGACCUUCUGGAUGCGGACGGUUUCGGGUCGCUGUCGGAGCUGAUGGGCAUCCAGACGGUCAACGAGGAGGGGGUGGUGGCGGAGUCCUUGCCCGAGUGGCCCGAGUCGUCCGACGGUGGCAGCGAUGACCCCUCGGACGCUGCGCCGGGGGCUGGUGGGGGCCAGGGGGUCGAGGUCACCCGCCUUGACGCGGACGUGCAGACUUUCGUGGCUGGUAAGAGUGCGGGCAACAAGGCGUGCAUUCUAAAAGCUUUUGAGCAUUUGGCAGAUGCGAGCGAUGCAGCAUUGCUUUUGCAAGAUCGUAUGAUCUCGUUAGUCCAGAGCGGCGAUAGUGUAGAUUUCGUGAUGUGGUCGAGCGCUGCUGCUCGCAUGGCUCGCUCUUUAUAUGUAGUGAAUAAGAAGGUCAAAGCUAUAGUGUUCGGUAUGGUUCCUCCUGCUGACUCUGCCACUGCGACAGUCUUAGCUGCCCAGGCUGGGGCGAUGUACUUGCAUCGGAAAUCCGAGCGCGAGAGGGAUGAGGUUCCUGAGUUUGCAUUAGUCCUGGAGGAGUGGUGCCAGCAAGCACGUGCGUUUGGUGCGAAGCUUCAAGGAGCGCGCCUGGGGGACCUGGGGCCGUGCCCGAGCUUGCAGAGCCGAGUGUAG
This is a messenger RNA of Prorocentrum cordatum, 1962 nucleotides long. The record is from the annotation of a GenBank genome assembly. Lineage: Eukaryota; Dinophyceae; Prorocentrales; Prorocentraceae.